AGAAGAAGGCAAAGGAGUUUAAGAAGCAGGAAGCCCGUGAAAAUGUCAAUGCUGAGUCAUAUAUUGCCAAUGCUGAAAAUCCACGUUCUAAAAAGAAGCUGAAAUCUUCCAAGUCUAAUUAAUGAAGAUCAGUUUAAAUCAUAUUGGAGAGAGGAGACAGGAUAGCCUUUUUCUUUAUUGAGACAAAAGCACUGUGUUUUCGUAAAAACUGAAAGGAAUCGAAGUGAAAGCUCAAUUUUCAGGUUGGCUGCUCUGCAAUGCAAUGAGCCUAGUACUUUUUCUGAGCAACUGCUUCAUAAUGUCAUUGUUUUAAGAACUAACCAACAGUUACAUGUCUUGUAACAUAUGAACAGUUUUGAGGUGUCAAAUUAGUUGAACAGGUUAACUGUUUGUCGUAUUUGUUCAUUGAAAGGACUGCUAAACGCUGAUGAGGGUUAUUAAUAUGAACUGGCAGUUGUCAA
Molecule: messenger RNA, 461 nt
Organism: Elaeis guineensis (African oil palm)
Lineage: Eukaryota; Viridiplantae; Streptophyta; Magnoliopsida; Arecales; Arecaceae
Source: RefSeq, a predicted model, not a curated record